UGGAAAGAGGAUGUGUGUGCAUUUAUAGAUGAUUACUGGGACUAUCUAGUACCUGACAAGCAAAGAUCGUUAACUUGGAAUAAUACAAUUGCAAGUGUUCUGUCUACACACAAUAACCUUUUUCUUUCUGGGUUCGAGAAGCUUCAUCAAAGUGCUUGGUGGACGCUGCAUAAGGUUGAACCGCCUUCCAACGAAAAACGAUCCAAAUCGGCAACCAGAAUUAAAGCGAAUAUCAAAAGACCAUUGAAACGAACAAAGCCAGAGAAUGAAAUCACAAAACCACCAAAAAAGCCUAAAAAAGUAAAGAAAGAGGUGCCAGAUCCUGAUCUAUUGGAUCUAAGUUCACUAUCAGAACUUUCCUCUGCUGACGAGUUAUUAUCUAGCGAUGAAGAUGUAAAACCACCCAAGAAAAAGAAACAGAAUAUAGUCGCUGUGGCGAGACCUACGUAUGUUCUGAAGCAGGAACAAAAAUCUCCUUCACCACCACCACCACCAUCGUCACCCGUCAUACCAUCAUUACCUGCACCUAAACAAACUUCUCCAAUAUUAUCUCCAUCUAAACCUCAUACAUCCAAAUCGCCAGAAGCGCCUGAAACAUUUGCGCCACCGCCACCAGAACCACAACCACAACAAACACAACCAUCACCGCCGCCGCCACCAUCAUCACCACCACCACCGGCAGAACCCAAACUGGUAUCAGAUCAUCUUUCAGCCCAAGAGGAAUGGUCCUUAUUACAACGUUUAGAGCACUCAUCAAAAAAACUACCGUAUGCAGCAUGUCGGUAUAAGCGUAAAUUGGCCGUUCGACGACUCAAGCGGAAUCUGGGAAUAAAGUUAUUUGACAUGGAUACACAAAUUAUACAAUUAUUAAGAACUCCUAAACAUGCAUUGGAGCCGAUCUCUAAGGAAACUAUCAUAACUCCGGCAUCCAAUCAACAAGAGGAUCAGGCGACAGAUGACCAGCAGCAUCUAUUGGACAAAAUUACUUUUACGCCUUAUUCAUCAUCAUUCGCUUCCCGGUUAUUUGGUUCCAUUCGUCAACGUGAAACUAUUACACGAGAAGAACCGUGGCUCUCUUCUUGGAAUGGACGUAAACUGCGACCUUUUAUUCGACGUGAUUACCAAAGUAAACCAAAGCGUAUGUUAUUAAUGGGUCAAAUCAAGGCAUGUCAAGGUAAACCUUCAGAGGGGAAAAAGGCAGAUGGCGUUAUACCAGGCGAGAGCAUCGAUUAUGUGUACUUUCAGAAGGAACAUUUGGCUCAAGUGAAUCAACUCUUAAGUAGGUCUUUUUGGGAAGGAAUUGAUGUAUCUGAGUCUCUCCUGUUCCCGGAGUUUAGUAUUGUUGCAUUGUACAAGCGUCAUGUCAUUGGAUGUGCUUUUAUGACUCCCGAAGCAUAUAUUACCUAUUUUGCUGUAGAUGAAGGGUGGGGAAAUGCUAGCAUAGGACAAUUCAUGUUGUACCAUCUAUUUCAGACUGCAAUCAGUAAAGACAUUACACUUCAUGUUUCUGCUAAUAAUAAUGCCAUGAUUUUGUAUCAAAAAUUUGGUUUUAAGCCUGAGGAAUUUAUUGUAAAUUUUUAUGAUAAAUAUUAUCCAGCAGAUAGCGUAUACAGUAAGAAUGCCUUCUUUUUACGAUUACGAAGAUAA
Messenger RNA from Mucor mucedo, 1647 nucleotides. RefSeq lists its product as uncharacterized. The transcript is spliced from 6 exons. The annotation marks the transcript as partial. The record is from RefSeq and is a predicted model, not a curated record. Gene Ontology annotation, molecular function: acyltransferase activity, transferring groups other than amino-acyl groups. NCBI's taxonomy places the organism in Eukaryota, Fungi, Mucoromycota, Mucoromycetes, Mucorales, Mucoraceae.